AUGCCAUCUGAAACUCUCAUACGCGCGGAAAUCGCGAAGCACAACACCGAGGAUUCCCUCUGGUGCAUCAUCGAUCACCAAGUCUAUGAUCUGACCGAUUUUGUCGACGCACACCCCGCUGGUGCCGUCGUACUUGCUCAGGUUGCUGGCCAGGACGCAACAUCAGAAUUUUACAAUCUGCAUCGCCAGGAGGUGCUGGAGAAAUACCGUGACCAGUUUUUCAUCGGCGUCGUUGAAGGCGAAAAACCCGAGGUCAUAGUGCCCGUUCCUGGAGCCUUGAGCCCCGUGCCCUACGCAGAACCAUUAUGGCUGCGACCCCAAUUCAAAUCCCCUUACUACAAGGAGACCCAUAGACGCCUGCAAAAGGCCGUCCGGGAAUUCACGGAUAAAUAUGUGACACCCGAAGCGUAA
Penicillium digitatum Pd1 is the source of this 411-nucleotide messenger RNA. RefSeq names its product cytochrome b5-like heme/steroid binding domain-containing protein. Gene Ontology annotation, molecular function: heme binding. The record is from RefSeq and is a predicted model, not a curated record. Gene Ontology annotation, cellular component: intracellular membrane-bounded organelle; membrane. Lineage: Eukaryota; Fungi; Ascomycota; Eurotiomycetes; Eurotiales; Aspergillaceae.